Encephalitozoon hellem ATCC 50504 is the source of this 291-nucleotide messenger RNA. RefSeq lists its product as uncharacterized. The record is from RefSeq and is a predicted model, not a curated record. Lineage: Eukaryota; Fungi; Microsporidia; Unikaryonidae. Gene Ontology annotation, cellular component: nucleolar ribonuclease P complex. Gene Ontology annotation, biological process: tRNA processing. The transcript has a single exon. The coding region runs from base 1 to 291 and encodes 96 amino acids.
AUGAAGAAAGACUUUGCAAAGCAUUUGAUGUACCUAUAUAGCACGGCACUCAAAACGAUUGAGAUUCCAUCCGUGCAUAAGAGAAAGAUGAGGAAGAUGAAAACAAUAUCAAACAAAUAUCAAGUAAGGCUGUCCAGAGAAAUAAAAAGAACAGCCUGCCCUGGCUGCAGCACCAUUCUGAUUCCUGGACUCAACUGUACAUCAAGGGUUGCCAGAAAGGAAAGAGGGCUAUGCCUCGAGACCCUGUGCAACUGCGGGCACGAAAAGGUUUUUGUUGCCCAGGGAAGAUAA